AUGCGAUGUUUCGCCCGUACCGUCCCCCGUCGGUCGGUCCAACGUGCCUACACGGUUCCGAUCGUGCUGGAAAGUGGGGCGUUGGGCGAACGGUCCUUCGACAUUUACUCGCGUCUCCUUCGGGAGCGUAUCAUUUGCGUCCACGGCGAAGUUUCGGAUCACAUGGCGUCGCUCGUGACGGCACAGUUGCUCUUUCUCGAAGCGGAACACCCCGAAAAGCCCGUCUACAUGUACAUUAACAGUCCCGGUGGACUCGUCACGGCCGGCAUGGCCAUGUACGAUACCAUGCAAUACAUUCGCCCGGAUGUACACACCAUUUGCAUGGGACAAGCGGCGUCCAUGGGAAGUCUUUUACUGGCGGGGGGCACACCGGGAUGUCGUUUCGCCUUGCCCAAUUCUCGGAUCAUGUUGCAUCAGCCAUCGGGUGGGGCCCAGGGAAUGGCUGCGGACAUUGACAUCCAAGCCCGCGAAAUUUUGAGGACCCGGGCCAACCUCAACCGACUCUAUGUGCACCACACGGGGCAGGAAUUGUCCGAAAUUGAACGAGUCAUGGAUCGGGAUUACUUUCUGGAUGUCCACCAAGCCAAAAAGUUUGGGGUGAUUGAUCAAGUUCUGGACAAACGCCAUCGGGAUGCGGAAGACGCGGCUCCAGAAAAUGAGAGUGCUGCCUAA
Molecule: messenger RNA, 672 nt
Organism: Phaeodactylum tricornutum CCAP 1055/1
Lineage: Eukaryota; Bacillariophyta; Bacillariophyceae; Surirellales; Neidiaceae
Exons: 1
Coding region: 1-672 (223 amino acids)
Biological process (GO): protein quality control for misfolded or incompletely synthesized proteins
Cellular component (GO): endopeptidase Clp complex
Molecular function (GO): ATPase binding; serine-type endopeptidase activity; ATP-dependent peptidase activity
Source: RefSeq, a predicted model, not a curated record